Molecule: messenger RNA, 4064 nt
Organism: Manis pentadactyla (Chinese pangolin)
Lineage: Eukaryota; Metazoa; Chordata; Mammalia; Pholidota; Manidae
Gene: SLCO2A1
Product: solute carrier organic anion transporter family member 2A1
Exons: 14
Coding region: 279-2210 (643 amino acids)
Biological process (GO): prostaglandin transport; transmembrane transport; sodium-independent organic anion transport
Cellular component (GO): membrane
Molecular function (GO): protein binding; prostaglandin transmembrane transporter activity
Source: RefSeq, a predicted model, not a curated record
GGCGGAGGCGGGGGCUCGCGGCGCCGUUGACACCCGAGGAAAAGAGGGAGGAGGGAGAGUGCGUUUCAUCAUCGGCGGCGGCGGCGGCCACUUAUAAAACUUCUGGCCGCGCACCCUCUCGCUCAGUGUCCGCGCUGCGCGCCUCGUCUGGCCCCGCCGCCGCGCUCGCCACCCACCCCCGGCCGCGCCAGCCCCGGGCGCCCGGCCCCUGCUCGCGCCGGCUGCCCGUCCUGGACCCUGCUGCCGCCGCCGCCGCCCGCCCCGCCGCUGCCGCCACCAUGGGGCUCCAGGCCGAACCCGGCGUGCGCCCGGACGGCGACGCCUCCUCGCGCCGAGCCGGCCUCUGUCCCCGCUCCAUCUGCAGCAACAUUAAGGUGUUCGUGCUCUGCCAUGGCCUCCUGCAGCUCUGCCAGCUGCUGUACAGUGCCUACUUCAAGAGCAGCCUCACCACGAUUGAGAAGCGCUUCGGCCUCUCUAGCUCUUCCUCGGGUCUCAUUUCCAGCUUGAAUGAGAUCAGCAACGCCAUCCUCAUCAUCUUUGUCAGCUACUUCGGUAGCCGGGUGCACCGUCCACGGCUGAUUGGCAUUGGGGGUCUCCUCCUAGCUUCAGGGGCCUUCGUCCUCACCCUCCCACACUUCCUCUCAGAGCCCUACCAGUACACCCUGGCCAGCGUCGGGAACAGUAGCCGCUUCCAAGCCGAGCUCUGUCAGAAGCAUGGACAGGACCUGUCCCACAGCAAGUGCCAUGGCACCACCCAGGACCUCCAGAAGGAGACCAGCAGCAUGUGGGGUCUCAUGGUGGUCGCCCAGCUGCUGGCAGGCGUUGGGACAGUGCCCAUUCAGCCAUUUGGGAUCUCCUAUGUGGACGACUUCUCGGAGCCCAACAACUCACCCCUCUACAUCUCCAUCUUAUUUGCCAUCUCUGUGUUUGGACCGGCUUUCGGGUACCUGCUGGGCUCUGUCAUGCUGCAGAUUUUCGUGGACUACGGCAGGGUGGACACAGCUGCGAUUAACUUGAGCCCCAGAGACCCCCGAUGGAUUGGAGCCUGGUGGCUGGGCCUGCUCAUUUCCUCGGCUUUCUUGGUUCUCACCUCUUUACCCUUUUUUUUCUUUCCUCGAACAAUGCCCAGAGGAGAGGAGAGGUCUGUUGCCAGAGUGGACAGCGCGAGGAAGAUGGAGAUCAAGCCAGGAGGCUCCCUGGUGGACUUCAUUAAAUGCUUUCCCCGCAUCUUCCUAAGGCUGCUGAUGAACCCGCUGUUCAUGCUGGUGGUGCUGGCCCAGUGCACCUUCUCCUCCGUCAUUGCUGGCCUCUCCACCUUCCUCAACAAGUUCCUGGAGAAGCAGUAUGGCGCCUCCGCAGCCUACGCCAACUUCCUCAUUGGUGCCGUGAACCUCCCCGCUGCAGCCUUGGGGAUGCUGUUUGGUGGAAUCCUCAUGAAGCGGUUUGUUUUCUCUCUGCAAACCAUUCCCCGUGUGGCUGCCACCAUCAUCACCAUCUCCAUGAUCCUCUGUGCCCCUCUCUUCUUCAUGGGCUGUUCCACCCCAGCCAUAGCAGAGAUCUACCCCCCCAGCACAUCAAACUCCGUACGCCCGCAGCCUCCUGCUUGCCGCAGAGACUGCUUGUGCCCGGACUCCAUCUUCCACCCAGUCUGCGGAGACAAUGGAGUAGAGUACCUCUCCCCGUGCCAUGCCGGCUGCAGCGACAUCAACAUCAGCUCUGCAGCCUCCAAGCAACUGACCUACUUGAACUGCAGCUGUGUGACCGGAGGAUCUGCUGCGGCACAGUCGGGGUCGUGUCCCAUCCCCUGCGCCCACUUCCUGCUCCCGGCCAUCUUCCUCAUCUCCUUCGUGGCCCUCAUAGCCUGCAUCUCCCACAACCCACUCUACAUGAUGGUUCUGCGUGUGGUGAACCAGGAAGAAAAGUCAUUUGCCAUCGGGGUACAGUUCUUGCUGAUGCGCCUGCUGGCCUGGCUGCCAUCCCCAGCCCUCUACGGCCUCACCAUCGACUACUCCUGUAUCCAGUGGAUCUCGCAGUGCUCAGGGAGGCGAGGGGCCUGCGCCUACUAUGACAACGAUGCUCUCCGAGACAGGUACCUGGGCCUACAGGUGGGUUACAAGGCACUGGGCAUGCUGCUGCUCUUCUUCAUCAGCUGGCGGGUGAAGAAGAACAAGGAGUACAAUGUGCAGGAGAAGGCGGCAGGCCUCAUCUGAUCCUUGACCCUCAGCCCAGCAGCGGCCCUGCUCCAGAAGUGGCCCCUGCUCUUCCACUCCUACCUGGAUUUACUAAUGCCAAUGCAUCAUUUCCUUUUUGUUUUUUAAAUAAGAAAGAAAACUCCAGCCACCACCUGCCUUCCCAGGCUUCUCCUCCUGAAGGCCCUCCCCCGGGAUUCCCUGGGGCCACUUUGCACUUGGGCUAGGUGGGCUGCAUCUUCCCUGGCUCCUUGUGGGGAAUGGGGCACAUGCCCACAGUCUCCUCAGGUCUGAUGAGGAUGCCCACUGAGGCAGCUCCUGCCCCUCACCAGCCCUAUUUCCUAAGUGGAGAGAGACAAGCGGUCUCUACCCAGAGGGAAAAGGGAGGGAGUAAGUUAUUAAUGGCUGGAGCCAGGCCAAGCUGCAGGCCCCUUUGGGUCUGGGUUCAGCAUCAGCCCAGAAUUUAGGAGGGGCUGGCUCCCUUCCCCUCAGAUCCUCACCUCCUGCCCAGAGAGGCUAUUGUGGAAGCUGCCAUGUUGGGAAGUACGGCCAGUUGGUCCCCUCUCAGGUACCCACCCUCGGGCACCAGCGCAGGAACUAAGAUACCCGAGGAUGGGUCAUCCAAGUGCUGUUCACAUAACUCUAGACCCUUCUGUACUUGUGUCUGCACAUGUUUAUCUCUGUCUUUCUGGGGGUACAUUUCAAACUUAGAAAGCCAAACUGGGGUGAAGACCUGAGGAGGGCUGUGAAGUGGUCAUGAUGCCCAUCCUCUCACCACCACAGUGUGGGGCUGUGACCCCUCAUCUCAGAGUGAUGAGAAGACGCUCCCCAAAUUUCCCUUGGAGCUGAUGAGACAGCUUCACAUGGGCUUCCCAGUCUGGACUUCAGCUUGUAUGCUGAGGAGUAAGAGAGGCAUCUGAGACGUGUGCAAAGCAAGUGACGAAGCUGAGGGAAUGUCAGAUUCUGCCAAGCUGGAUGGAGAGCCGCAGCCACAACACAGAGGCCGGCCUGGUUGGCUUUCCUGGUUUCAAACAUGCGUGUAUUUGUCACCAUUUUCUCAGCCUCUUCCCGCUGCCUCCAGAGAGGGUGCCCUCUGUGGGCCUGCACGGAGAGAUACCACUGCUGGGCGGUACAGGUUCAGAGUUAGAAGUCAGUGAGAGAGGUCUUUCAUCAACAAAUACACAGUUGAUUGGAGACUGACUUUGUGCAUGGGCAUGGCUCCCCACCGGGCUCUCCUGAGACCUCCCCUCACCUCCCUCUGUCUACACAGCCCCUCCCAGAGCACACUCAGUGUGUAGGCCUGGGGGAGGCACAGCAGGAACCCAGAGAUUGUCAAGCUCUUGACCAUCUAUGCCCCCGCAGACCCACACUGCACCUGGCACUUUGCCGGCAGAGACCUGGCUCCCUGUGGCCUCGGGAGCAGCUGGGCACUAGCCAUUGCCACACGUGGCUCUCUUGAGUGUCCUCCUCUUGGAAGAUGCCUCCAGAAGCAUGCCAGAUGCCACCUCCAGAAGGGCCUCAUAUGGUGGUGAGCCAGAAAUGUACGUCAACCAGCAAACUGCCAUGACACUAACACCUUUGUGAAACCCACUGUUACAGACAGCCUUAGUUCCGAAGAUCUCACUCAGGAAGGGAGGUUCAAUGCAACCUCAGGUGCCAGUUUCAGCAUUUAAAAUGGUUCUGCUUGGAAAAUGAUUCCCUGUAACUAACCCUGGUUCUCCUUGCUGCAGUUAACCAAAUUCUGAAGGCACUGCCUUCUUCCCCUGAGCUCCUGAACAGUGAAUGCCAACCUUCAGAUUCUGGAAGAUUGGCUGCCCUCCCACACCUUUAUUCUAUUAUGAUAUUGCUAUUAAUAUAUUAUAAUUUUGCUAUUGA